UGAUUGUUAAGCAUAUUGUCUGUGGUCUCACAUCUUCCCUCCCUUUAAUCCACUCCAUGCAUCUUCAAUCAUCUACACCAGAUUUUACACACCACCCAGACCACUUGUACCAGCAUCCCAGCUGCUGUGUCAAUGAGAGCAGGGUGCAUGGUGUGUCUGUGCCGCUGUGUACACGCUGAGGGACAGAUGCUUCACCCAUAUUUACAAGGCAUGGUUUGCGGCAUAUAUCAUCUCCAAGGAAUAAUGUGGACACAACUAUAGAGCAGCACUGGAUGAUGGAACAGCACAACAUCCCUUUGACUUUCUGUCUCAGUUUGGCUGUAUUGAUGCUUCUUCAAGUCCCCUGUACUGUCUGUGAAGAAAGCCUAACACCCUGCUCUUCUGCUCCAUGUAAAUAUGACGAGCCCUGCACAUCUGUUGUAGGCUGUGCAGACUCUGAUCCCUGCCUCUCAAAUCCAUGCCCAAAGAAUGCAACGUGCCAGGUUACUCUUGAUACAGGGACCUAUGAAUGCCGCUGUCAAGCAGGAUUCAAGGGAAAAAAUUGUGAUAUUCAAAUGCGUAGAUGCCACAGGAAUCUUUGCAGACAUGGAGGACAGUGCUAUGUGGCAGAAAGAGGUUCCACCUGCUUUUGUGCUAUAGGUUAUAAGGGGACAUUCUGUGAAACUCCAGAAGACGAGUGCCUUUGGAACCCCUGCCAGAAUGGGGCUGUGUGCAGGGAAAGGGGAAAUGGACAAGCAUGUUACUGUGUUCCUGGUUUUCAAGGAGCAUUGUGUAACAUUGAGGUGGAUGAAUGUAUUUCUAAUCCCUGCCAGCAUGGAGGUACAUGCCUCAAUCAGAUUGGAAGAUAUACUUGUGUCUGUCCAUUAGAGUUUACAGGCAGAGAUUGUGAGGUGGAGUUUGAUGAGUGUUCAUCAGGCCCCUGUCUGAAUGGAGCUACCUGCCAUGACCUGCUGGGAUCUUUUUCAUGUACAUGCCCUCCUGGUUUCUCCGGAGAUCUCUGUGACAUUAGCAUAAAUGAGUGUGAGAGUUCUCCUUGCCUUAAUGGUGGACUGUGUGUUGAUAAGAGUAACGGGUUUCAAUGUAACUGCACGGUAGGAUACACUGGUACGAAAUGUGAAGUCUCUGCAUCCUUUUGCUCAUCACUGUCCUGUCAAAAUAAUGCCACAUGUAUAGAGGAUUCUGUGAGCUUCAAAUGUCUCUGCUGGCCAGGAUACACAGGUUCUCUGUGUGAGACAGAUAUUCACAUGUGCAAAAGCCAGCCAUGCAAAUUUGGAAUGGAGUGUGUGGAGUUGCCAGAGUUCAAUGUAUCUGUUACCACAGAGGAAGAACAGUUUUCUGGUUAUUUGUGCAAGUGUAAAAGGGGAUUAUCUGGUGUCCGUUGUGAUCAAGACAUUAAUGAGUGUGAGUCAAAUCCUUGUCAAAACGGAGGCACAUGUGAAAAUCUUCAUGGCACCUACACUUGUCAUUGUCCUACAAUAAAGGAUCCAAGAGGAUAUUAUUAUGGAGGAUCAGAUUGCGCAGAGAUGCUCCAUGGUUGUGAAAAACAGACAUGCCACAAUGGGGGUUCAUGUGUACCAUAUAUAAUGGAUGGCAAACACUACCACACCUGCCUUUGUCCUGCAGGAUUUGUAGGCCUUGACUGUAAGGAACAGACUACUUUCUCUUUUAAUGGUAGAACAAUUUUUCCUAUUGGGAAUAUUACUAUUCAGCCCCAAAGGGGUUCACUUUCCACUAUUUCGCUGAGCUUUUCCACGGUCCAGACAAAUGCUGUUAUUUUUAACUUUGGAACCAAGCCAGCUUCCCUGUCAUUGUAUAUAGAAAAUAGCUUUUUAAUCUUGGAUUUUCUCAAUAAUUCUCCAUGGAGCACACGUCUACAUUUGUCUCGCAGUAUCAGUGAUAAUCUUUGGCAUACUGUUGAAAUUAUAAUCUCAGACUAUAUUCAGUUUAGGUUGCUUGAACCCUCUUGUGAUGUUACAUGUGUAACCCAGUCCAGCUAUGAUGGUCCAACCAACAUUGAGUUCCAGGGAAUGUCAAUAGGAGGUAUACAACCAGUGAAGACCAAAGAAGAACACCAUAAUAACAAAGUCGAAAAACAGCCCUGGCUUGUAGGCUGCUUAAGGGAUAUUAAAGUAGGCUCCACUGUUAUUACAGAAGAAGUUGGAAAAUCAGUUGGUGUUGUUGUUGGCUGCAAGCGAAGAGACUACUGUGAGAACCAACCUUGUGAAAACAGGGGGAAAUGCAUUAAUCUAUGGAUCAACUACUACUGUGAUUGCUAUAGGCCUUAUAGAGGGACUAACUGCUCCAUAGAAUAUGAAGCUGCGGAGUUUGGGCAUGGAAAGGUAUCCUCAUAUGCCAUUUUCCACUCUCUGAAUAAACAUAUGGAUGACAUCAUCUUAUCAGCAUUUGUAAGAGCAGAACACGAUUCCGGUUUGUUGUUUGCUUUUGGAAAUUCCACAUCUUAUGACAUCACAGUGUUUAUUGAAGAUGGUAAAUUAAAAGCAAAAGCUAAAAGUGGCAUUAUUUCGAAAGGAGAAAUUCAUAUUAAUGACUUCCAUUUUCACUUGGUUUCUUUGAAGCUAACAAAAGACAAUCUUGAAGUUUAUACUUCAUCAACAUCACUAGCUCAAAUAUCUAUAACCAUUAAGAGACAACAGGCCAUAAGUACACUUUGUGUGGGAGGAUUGGUGGACCCUCUAGAAACUGUUCUAAAUGGAGGAUACUUUAAAGGCUGUAUUCAAGAUAUGAGGAUUGAUGACAAACCUCUGGAGUUCUUCCCUAGUUCUAAGUCAUAUGAAGACCCAUUUCUGAACAAUGUGACAAAGGGGUGUAAAAACAAUUGCACUGCAGCAAGAGAAAGAUGUGAUGAGGAUUGGUGCCAGCUCACCCAGUGUGCUCUUGGAUCUGUAUGUCAGCCUGUGCCCAGUGGAUAUGAGUGCAUUUCCAGUGCAUUUCUCAGCGGGGAAGGCAAUGGCGUCAUAUUUAGGAGUAAUGGGAAGAUUACAAGGGACCUGACCAACCUGACAAUUGGUUUUCGCACUCUGAAGUCUGACUCUGUGCUGCUGCAUGCAAACAGAGAGCCAGAAACAAUCACAAUUAGUAUCCAGGACAGAAAGGUGCAUUUCUACCUACAAAGCGGAAAUAGCCUUAGUGCAGUAAGUUUGAUGAGUGUGGGAUCAGUGAGCGACAGCCAGUGGCACAAUGUUUCCUUAUCAAUGGUUGCUCCCAGAUUACAGUCCUCCAUAUGGCAGAUGGAAAUAGAUGGAAAGCCAGAGACGAUCAGUUCACAUGCCACAGGAAAUCUAAACUUUCUAAAGGAGGACACAGAGAUUUACAUGGGUGUCAUCAACAAUGGCUCAAACAGGAAUUUUACUGGAUGUCUCGGCACAGUAUUAAUAGAAGGAAUACAUUUACCAUACUUUGCAGAUUCAGAUUACUUGGUAAUUAAACCACAAAAGGAACAGUUUGUGAAAAUCUCCCCUGAGAGUGUUGUCAUAGGAUGCCUACAGACUGACCCCUGUGCCUCUCAACCCUGCAUGUAUGGAGGCAGCUGUAAUGAUGUCUUCACCCAUCCAGUAUGCACUUGUCCUAUAUGGAAGACCGGAGCAUUCUGUGAAGCCAACAUCACCGAGUGCCUAUCCAACCCCUGUGUGCGUGGCAACUGCAGUGUUGUCCACAAUGGCUAUAAAUGUGAGUGUGAGGAUGGUUACUCCGGAACCAACUGUGACAUCAAUAGCUGUCAUAACCAUCUGUGUAGAAGUGGUGCCACCUGCAUUCCAAGAACAGCAGGAUACUUUUGCCUUUGCCCAGCAAACUUUACAGGAUCGAACUGCAGAUUAAACAGAAUGCCAUCAACUUUCUGUGGAGAUGAGAAGAAAAAUAUCACCUGCUAUAACUACAGUAACUGCACUGAGGUGAAUGGGUUGCUCGGGUGCUCCUGUCUACCAGGAUUUGUGGGAGAAAGGUGUGAGGUUGACUAUGAUGAGUGCAAGUCGAAUCCUUGUCUCAAUGGAGGACUCUGCCAGAACCUGCUCAAUGAAUUCCACUGCAUCUGCGACUUGAAUUAUGCUGGGAAGCGCUGCGAGAUCGAUUUGUCAGAUUUCCUGCCUCCAGGAGUUUUUACUGCUGUGGCAUCCGUGGUUCUAGCACUCUUUUUCACUGUGUGUGCUGGUCUGUGCAUAUUCAUUGCUGUGGCUAGCAUGAGAUCAAACCAAGGAACCUACAGCCCCAGCAGACAGGAGAAAGAAGGAUCACGAGUAGAGAUGUGGAACAUUGUUCAGCCACCUCCCCUGGAGAGACUCAUCUGAUGAAGACUCACUUUUCCAGCAUCCUUAGUGCAGCUCUAGAUAGAACUACCAGCCCAGCUGCGGAAUACUCCAUAAAAAAAGAUAUUACUGAGACUUUCUACUAUGGCUGUGGACAUCAUCCUACCACCAAAUAUUGCACUCCUAAAUCAGCUGUAAAACAAAAGGACUAUUGAUUCAAGUAUUGCUAAAGCUACAGCAUAGACCUAAAUGACUGUUGUGUGAGAUUCCUUCACUUUCCCAUUAGCUAACUGGGGAAAUAGGGAUCAGAUGAAAACUGUGUGCAAUCUCUUAUGCAUUUCUGAAAUGAGCAGAAAAGUCACCUUUGCAUAGGGAUUCCAAACAGACACUGAUAACAGGGUGAUUGGAUCAAGCCUUCAUAUCCAGCCACCUUCUAGUAUCUAUGGUUUAUUUUGAGUUUUACUUACUUACAAUAGCAUAUUUGAGUUAACAAAUAUGUAGCAACAAUAACAGAGAUCAUCCAAUUUGCUGGACAUUGUGGCCUGAUGCCUGAGAUGUCAGUUCAAAUUGUUCAUAAAAAGCAGGAACAAUUCUUUCAUAGACAAGCCUUUCACAGAAGGAAAACACAGAUAUGCCUUGU
This is a messenger RNA of Rana temporaria (common frog), 4902 nucleotides long. RefSeq names its product crumbs cell polarity complex component 1 (gene CRB1). Lineage: Eukaryota; Metazoa; Chordata; Amphibia; Anura; Ranidae. The transcript is spliced from 11 exons. Gene Ontology annotation, molecular function: calcium ion binding. Bases 273 to 4304 code for a protein of 1343 amino acids. The record is from RefSeq and is a predicted model, not a curated record. Gene Ontology annotation, cellular component: plasma membrane; protein-containing complex. Gene Ontology annotation, biological process: heterophilic cell-cell adhesion; establishment or maintenance of epithelial cell apical/basal polarity.